AUGCCGCCGCCACUGCCAGGGCACAAACAACGACGGUUCCCAGGACUCCGCGUGCGCCCUGCCCAGUCAUACGACUUCCCGCUCAUGGCCCGCAUGGCCAACGAGAUCUUCCAGCACGAGCGGGACAUCGACUACUUUGACAGACACCGCAGCGUGAAGAUGGGAUACGAGGACGAGGCCAUGGUGGCCGACAGGCUGCUCGCGGCCGAGACCGACUGGCGGCUUGCCGACAUGCGCAGGAACCGGCACAACCCGGGCCGCCAUUUCUUUGUUGCCACGUACUUCAAGCAGCCCGCGGCCUAUAUGACGAGCCUCCACGACGGGCAGCCGAGAGAGGAGAUUCUGGGCUGGGCCGAGUGGCAGGAUCCUGGCCGCAUGGCUGCCGCAGAGCCCGGUCUUAGCGACAGCCUCUCGGACUCGGACCAUAGCGAGCAGAAUGCUGGUGAAUGGCAGGGAAAGGUUGGUGGUGCACUCGGCCAACUCGCAUCAAUUCUCAAGGAGAUCAGGCUUGUGCAUGGGAACCAGGAGCUCCUCGUUCCGCCCAACGGGUUGGCGGUGAGUUUGCCCGACACGCUCGGGUCUUUUGACGAGGCCGCCGCCAAUCGGCCGGAUGACUGGAAGCGCUGGUCUGAGGAACUUCUUCCGAACUGCCUUGGGAAACACGGCGACGUACACGGACGACACCUGGCACAGCCCGCUGGGAUGACGGUAUCGACCGCCGCCUUUUGA
Molecule: messenger RNA, 729 nt
Organism: Chaetomium fimeti
Lineage: Eukaryota; Fungi; Ascomycota; Sordariomycetes; Sordariales; Chaetomiaceae
Exons: 2
Coding region: 1-729 (242 amino acids)
Source: RefSeq, a predicted model, not a curated record